Rubroshorea leprosula is the source of this 1093-nucleotide messenger RNA. The record is from the annotation of a GenBank genome assembly. Lineage: Eukaryota; Viridiplantae; Streptophyta; Magnoliopsida; Malvales; Dipterocarpaceae.
UCUUCUCUCAAACUCUGCGAUUUCUCCGAAACAGAUUUCCAAAACCCCUCACACCCAUCUUUCUAUUUUCCUCUUUUAGCAUCAACCUCAUCUCCAUCGCUCGCCUUCUGCAUUUUCUUCAGCAGGGAAAUCAUCCAAAAGAUGGGCAGCCAGUGGUCAUGAAGCUUGCCAAGUUUGGAUUUUCUAUUCGCCAUCGACGUACCAUUGCUUCUGUUCCCAAGAAUAUGAAUCCAAAUGAUGUUACCCUAGAGAAAGCAUUGGAGUUUUUGUCAAGUAAAAAUGUAAGACAAUCUGGCCGACCUAAGAACAAACCGAAGGUUGAAGAAGCUAUGGAGGUGCUAUAGCCCUAGCAACCAUGAGGACAUCAAAGCUUUUGCAAUGACUGAUACUAGUAUACAAGCUUCUUCGUCCCUGACUUUUGCAUCUGGAGAUUAUUUUAACAGCAGAUGAGGGAUGGCAAUGGACUCUGGUAUUUGACAAUCCUUCUUGAUUAUAGAAGAUUUUGGUCCCUACUAAAUGAGUUUGGGAUGUCUUCUUAACUAUUGGGGAUUCAGGGGAUUCGACUGUAAGUUUAGAACAAGCUUCAUAUUUGGCAUAUAGACAUGCUAUUUUUUCAUUAAGAUAGUGCAGAUAUAGGAUACUUGUACAUCGUAAAUUUAUCUUUUUACCCGAAACCAGGGGAAAAAAAGAGUUCUCUAGAAAUGGAAAACUGUAACAUUGGAUAAGACCUUUGUUUGUUAUACAUUUGCAUGAAAUAAUUCACCAUUCUUUGUUGUGAGCAUUCACAUAUACUCUGGUUUAUGAUUAUAGGAUUUCACUUUUAGAAGUACAUACAAGUGCAUCUGACAUGGCAAAAAUUUUAUCCAUGUCAUCACUUUUUGAAAUUUUGCUCUCCACGUCAUAAAAAAAAAUAUAAAAAAUGCCACGUAAACAAGGUUAACGGCCCAAAUUAACAGAAAGACUAACGGAGUGUAUUUCGUAUAGUUGAGGGAUCAAAAAAGUGCAAAAAAUUGUUGAGGGACCAAAAAUGUUCAUUUCUUAAAGUUAAGGGACCAAAUUAAGCAUUUAACCAUAAUAAAAUGCAGUUAUUUUU